AUGGCACUGGUCCAGGGGUUGCUCCCCACUGUCCUGUUGACACUGUGCUGGGCAACCAGCAAGGGAAGAGCCCAAGAAACUGUCCCCCUUAAAAGCCUGCGCUGUUUCAAUGACUACAACAGUCACAUCAAGUGCAGGUGGACAGACACUGAGGCUGGCCAGCGGCUCAUCAAUGUGACCCUUUACCACCGAGUGAACAAUGAUCAUCCACAGCCAGUGUCCUGUAAGCUCAGUGAUGACGAGCCCUGGUCAGACUGUCCAUCUUCACCCUGUGUGCCCAGAAGUUGUGUUAUUCACCAAAAGAACUUUGCCCUCGGCCUCAAUGACUACUUCUCCUUCCAGCCAAACAGACCACUGGGAGCCCAGCUCAGUGUUACCCUGACUCAGCAUGUCCAGCCUCCUGCACCCCAGGACCUGCUGGUCAGUGUCGCCGGGGACCGCUUCCUGCUGACAUGGAAGGUGAACCCUGGGGGUAACCAGACCAGCUGGCUGUCCGACUGGCACCUGGAGUCUGAGCUGGCCUACCGGCGACAUCAGGACUCCUGGGAGGAUGCCACCACCCUGUACUCCAAUUCCUCUCAGGCCAGUCUGGGGCCAGAGCACCUCGUGCCCAACAGCGGCUACGUAGCUCGUGUGCGGACAUGGCUGGCCCCGGGCACAGGGCUCUCGGGACGACCCAGUGAGUGGAGUUCUGAGGUCAAUUGGAAUUCACAGCCAGGGGAUGAGGCCCAGCCUCAGAACCUGCAGUGCCUCUUCAACGGGAUCGAUGUGCUCAGUUGCUCCUGGGAAGUCAAGUCUGAGGUGUCUCACUCCAUUCCCUUCACCCUCUUCUACAAGCCCAGCCCUGAAGCAGGGGAGAAGGAGUGCUCGCCAGUACUGAAGGAGAAUAUCAGCAACACCUACACCCGAUACCGGUGCAAGAUUCCCGUGCUGGAUCCCAGGACCCAUGACCAGUACACGGUCUCUGUCCAGCCAAAGAUGGUGGAGAAGCUUAUAAAAAGCUCGAAUCACAUCCAGGUAGACAGGCCAACCCUCAACGUGACCAAGAACGAGGACAGCUACUUCUUGCACUGGGAAGCACAGAAACAAUACUUCAGUCACAUAGCAUACACCUUCGAGGUUCAGUACAGGAAGGACACUGUCUCAUGGGAGGAAAGCAAGACACAGCCCCUGGUGAACGCCCACAGCAUGGCCCUGCCCCCUCUAGAGCCCUCCACCAGGUACUGGGCCAGGGUGAGGGCCAAGGUCAAACCUGAUGGCUACAACGGGAUCUGGAGCGAGUGGAGUGAGGAGCUUUCGUGGGACACAGAGUCAGUGCUGCCCAUGUGGGUCCUAGCGCUCAUCCUGGUUGUGAUCACCCUGGUCUUGCUCCCUGCUCUCCGUUUCUGCUGCAUCUAUGGGUACAGGCUAAACCAGAAGUGGAAGGAGAAAAUCCCCAACCCCAGCAAGAGCCACCUGUUCAAGAAUGGGAGUGCAGGGCUCCAGCUCCCAGACAACACACCAGUCUUCAACAGCGACAGUCUCUUACCCAAGGAACCAUGCGGCAGCCAUCUACUUAAGCCAGAGGGGGCGUAUCCUAUAUACUGUGGGGACAGUGAAGUGUCACCUCUCACCACAGAGAACCCCCAAAAAGCCUGCGACUCACUAUCUGCACCUGACAGCACUCAAACUGCCUGGAAGACCAAGAAGCAGACCCCUGACCCCUUGCCCAGCCUGUCUGCCCCUUCAGCCAGGCCUGAAAGCCAGACUUCUGGCUUCGACUUCAAUGGCCCUUAUCUCGGGUCACCCCACAGCUGCUCCCUGCCUGACAUCUGGGGCCAGCUGGCAUCUCCCACCAUGGACAGGAUGGGGAAGCCACCACCAGCAGGGUCUCUGGAGUACCUGUGCCUGCCUGAGGGGGGACAGGUGCAGCUGGUCCCUCUGGCCCAGGCCAUGAAGCAAAGCCAGGCCAUAGGUGUGGAUUUGGGGCCCAGCUCAGGGUCUGAGGGAGAAGGCCCUGUCCUUCCUCUACCUGGGCCCACGGUGGGUGCAUGUGGCACAAAGGACAGCCCAGUGGCUCCACCCACUGAUGCAGGUGACCCUGAGGACCAUGUCAGGACCUCUGGUUAUGUUACCACUUCAGACCUGGUUUUCACCACACCCCCAGAGGCCUCAUCUGUCUCCUUGGUCCCCCCUCUGGACCUCUCCUCCCACGAGAACACCAGCUUCUGUCCUGGACUGGCCAGUGAAGCCCCUGGAGCCCCAAGCCCCCAGCAGUCAGGAUUUGAGGGUUAUGUGGGGCUCCCUCCAACCAUGAGUCAGUCCCCCAAGUCCCCCUUUGGCAGUCCCACCUUUCCUGUACCCAGUAGCCCAAUCCUGAGUGUAGGAGCGCCCCAGACACAUGAACUCCCUGUGUCUCCCCACCCUGAGGGACUUCUCGUCCUACAUCAAGUGGGUGAUUACUGCUUUCUCCCUGGUGUAGGUCCUGGUCCACUCUCACCCCGGAGCAAGCCCUCUUCUCCCAGUCCCCAUUCUGAGAAGGGGGGCAUAGAUCAGGUGCUCCCAGCCAAGAAGCCUGUGGGCCCAGCUAUGCCCCAGGUGCCAGCUGUUCAGCUUUUUAAAGCCAUGAAGCAGCAGGACUAUCUAUUGAUGCCCCCCCGGGAGGUGCGUUGA
Messenger RNA from Chrysochloris asiatica (Cape golden mole), 2652 nucleotides. It is a transcript of the gene CSF2RB, whose product is annotated as colony stimulating factor 2 receptor, beta, low-affinity (granulocyte-macrophage). NCBI's taxonomy places the organism in Eukaryota, Metazoa, Chordata, Mammalia, Afrosoricida, Chrysochloridae. The transcript has 13 exons. Gene Ontology annotation, biological process: cytokine-mediated signaling pathway; immunoglobulin mediated immune response. Gene Ontology annotation, molecular function: protein binding; cytokine receptor activity. Gene Ontology annotation, cellular component: external side of plasma membrane; membrane. Bases 1 to 2652 code for a protein of 883 amino acids. The record is from RefSeq and is a predicted model, not a curated record.